Styela clava is the source of this 4370-nucleotide messenger RNA. NCBI's taxonomy places the organism in Eukaryota, Metazoa, Chordata, Ascidiacea, Stolidobranchia, Styelidae. The record is from RefSeq and is a predicted model, not a curated record.
CUCUGUCUGCCUGCCUGUCUUGUGGUAUUUUCCGUACUUACAGGUCUGCAGGUUACAGUUGUGUAGUGUUGUGUGUGGUUUGUUUAUUUUAUUUUGAGUGCGGUUAUUGGACUUUACAUGCUCCAGGAUUGAAAAUUUCAGUGGAGGUAAAAGCGCAAAAACUGAAUAACAGCAACAAACAAGAGGUUGCCAAUUUUUUCAAAUUUUUGAGGCUACGAAAGCUGCGGAAUGUGUUCAAAAGGCUUCUCCAACCAUAAUUCUUUGAAGAGCCCAAUUGCACCAGGUGGUCAGUUCAAAGCAACAAAAAUUUGGAAAGAUCUUGUCAACCAUCUUUAUAAAAAUGCAAACGUGAAGAAAAGAAGAGUUAUGAUGAAAUCUCAUGAUGAUUGUUUCAGUGGAGGAAAUGCUGUUGAUACCCUUCUGAGUUACGUUCAAGGUAAUGCGGAUAGAUUUCCAAACACGACAAUGGUAACUCGAGAAAAUAUUGUCAGACUUUGUCAAAGUUUUAUUGAUGCCGAUGUAUUUGAAUGUGUUAAUGCUGGAGAUGAUUCAGAAAAAAGAUCAAAAUUUGAGGAUUCAUCAUCAAGACUUUAUAGGUUUAAUUUGAAAAACAAACGAGAAUUUUUUAAGAGUAAUAUGUGUAAAUCAUCACCGUCACUCAGUGACCAAAACUGUCAGUCAUUUGCAAAUGAUGUUGAGCAUUUGCCAGUGAAAUUCAGUACUUUAUUGACAGUACCACGUUCGGUCGAACCAGUUGCAAGACAUAAAACCAUGUUUUCACCGUUUGGAAACGCAUUACAUGCUGUCGGUAAACGAUCAUCAAGUGAGCAGCGUCGUGCUUCUGGAUCACAAACUAGCGAUUCUGAUUGUGAGAAUAGGCCGCAAAAGAAAACACCAUCCAGGUUAAAAAGAAGCGGUAGUUUCGUGAGAGUCGUCCUGAAAAGAUCAUCAUCGGAUUCAAAUUUACGCAAAGAAUCUUCAUCUUCUACUGAAUCUGAUUCAAGUUCGAAGCAUCGGAGUCCUGGUGAUCCCCUAACAAGAGGAAGAUUGAGGUUGAGUCAAAGAUUGUCAUUUCGGAAAAAGUCUUUGAGGCGUUCUGGACACUCCUCUUACCAUUUACAACAACCUUGCGUAAUUCAAAAUCCUGCAGCUGGGAAAGAAAGAUUGACAGAUCAAGAAGAUACUGCCAAUGAUGCAGCAAUGUCUUCUAACUUAUUUACUCACAAAGAUUUGAAACGUAGAAGUCAACGUCGAAUGCAAUCAAAUUCAGUUGUUGCUGAUACCCAUUGUAGUAAAGUGAAAGUUGUCAGCAGUAAACCUAGACAAAGAAAGCUUACUCCACAAGAAACAUCUCAUGUUAAAAGAGAAAGUGUUCGAGUUCGACUUCUACAAAUACUGGACUUACCUUUUGUUGAAAGUUUGAUUAUAUCUCCUACGUUUGAUAAAAAAGUACCGGUAUUAGGAAUCUCACAAACAGAAAACAAGCAAUCAUGUGGAUAUACUGGAGUUCAUUACAGUGAAGUUGUUGCAUCAUAUAACAAUGAUGAUCCGUGGAUAUUCAACUCACUGACUGUUCUACAACAUAUACCGGAUAGUUAUAACAUUUUAAGAAAACAUGCAAGAUCGAUUGAUAACAGAAAGAAAACAGAGCUUUAUUUUGCGAUUGCCAAUCACUACAAUGCAUUAACCCGGCCAUUAAUUGAUGAAAACUACAAUGGGAUUGCUCAAGCUAUCAUUUCAUUACUUGUGUCUAGACCUGUUGACAAGAUCAUGGAAGCUACACAAUUGUUUGUCCAUCUUCUGGCAGAUGCAAGACUGACAGAAUUGCGACAUCUUUGUAUGUUUUUACAUGUUGUUUGUACACAGAACGAAGUCAGACUUGCACAUAAGGGUAACAACCAAGCACUUGUUAUUGAAACAUUCACUCCUGCAAUAUUACGAAUGCCAAACAGUAUUGCUUGUGAGAAUGGAAUCAAUGGUUGUAAAGGUUUAGUUCGAUUCAUGGUUCAACACCAUCUGAGAGUAUUUAUGCUUCCUGCAUCUGUUGAAAUGAUUGUUCAAAGAAAAGUUGAUCUGUUAGAACAAGGAGAGAUUGAGAGUCCCUCACUUGUCACAGAUACAGCAUAUUGCACAAUGAUAUCUGAAUCAGAGUAUCAAGAACAAAGAGUUACAUACACUCACUCUCGAGUCAGAGAAUUAUACUCCACUAUCCAAUCCAGUACAUCUAUCGCUCCAAGGAAGAAAAAAGAUUUGAUAAAGAAACUCCAAAGACAACAUCCUGAUGUGUUUGGAGUCAAUAAUAACAAUGAUGCAGAUAAGAUAGGCUCUCAGUCUACUAAGGAACCAGAGAGAAAACUAGGGCAUCCUGCUCGUUCAUUUUUAACUUUAACUCGAGGGAAGCAAGAAAGAGGAUUGGGAACAUCUGGAUCUCACAGAGAUUUAUCAGCAAGUGGAACGUCUAAAAGUAGCACUAAUGGUAAUCAACUUAGGACAUUGCCCAUAUCCACACGAUCUAUGAGAUUUACAGCUCCGAAUUCUGACCCCUUGACGCGGAAACGGAGAAACAGCACAAGAGCUGAGGUUUUUAUCUGAAUGGCUUUUUAUGUCUAUGUAGCUGAGUUUGUAUGAAACGUAGGAAGGCUUUAGAGACAUUAUGUUUUGCAAUAUAGAUAUGGUGUUAAAAAUAUUCGCUGAUGUCCAGAACUGAAUAGUCUACUUUGCUGAAUACACAUUCCGAAAUAAUAUCAUAUUGAGACGAGUAUAUACUUGCAUAAAUCACCAUAAAUUUACAGCGACAUAGUUGCCAAAAACAUAAACAUUGUUUCAUUAGUUUUUCUAAGUCAAAUAAGACGUCAGGAUGUCAAUAGAUCGAAAUAAAUGUAUUUGCAAAUUAGGUAACCUACAUUAUCCCUAAGGUUAUCAUUCCUUUUGUCGAAUACAUUCAAAUAUUUGCUGCCUUCUGGACUUUCCUGAUCUAUCUUAUGCUGAAAUAUGCAGGAAUGAGGACCUGCCCACGACAGUUGCCUAUUGCAUCAUGACUAGCAUUUGAUAUUUUUUAUUCAUAUCUUCUAUAUUAUAUUACUGAAUAUGGAUCUUGCCAUUUUUCUAUAAUACUCGGUAUACAAUCUAUGUUCAUUUUGUUGCUGAGAAAUAUUUCACCUUGUAUCUAUAAGAUGUGCAAAAGAUGUAUUUUAGAAUUCUUAAUAAUCCAGAAGAAUAAGCCUAAUUGCUGCUUUCUCUGUAGUUUUGUCAUUUUUGUAUGGAAAACAUUUUUUUCGUCAAAUUUUAUAGAGGCGACUUAUUUCUAUUUAACUUAAUCAUACGACAGAAAUCUGAUGUAACAUACUUUUCACAUUUCGGGGUAUCUACUUACAGCAUAGAUAUCUUAAAUGAUGUUGUGUAAAACUGACAAUUAUGAUGAAAGAUUGGCUGCAACUUCGUAAUUAUUAUCAAUGUUUCAUGACUGAAUCAAUCAUGUUUUCGAUUUUGUUUUGCACAUUGCAACACUAUGUAACUAGCAAUAUUUAUUAUGAUAUUUUGCAGUCUUAGAAUCAUGAUUACCAUACCUCACAUUUUGUCUUGCUGGAUAAAAUUUUUUUAAAUUUUCAACAUUCCGAUUAAUAUGAAGCUUUCAAAACAAAUAUGUUCAUAAAUCUGUGCCUCCAGUUUUUACUGAUAAUACGCGGCUUGAAUGUAAGUAUAUGCUAUUAUUUUUAUAUGAAUUACUGAUUUCAUGCUUAUCAUAUAAUAUUUGGAAACUGAUAUAUUGAUUACCCUGGCGAACCUUCACUGCAGUGUUGGGAGGCGCUGAACGGCGGCGCUGAACAAGCGAUGCAAAGACCGGAGUGCCACAUGUGUUUGCUUUUUUUGCUCUUCUUGUUACUGUUGGUAUAUUUUGAGUACAAGUGCUUUACACACAGAUUUUGAUAUGUAAGAUAUUUUUAAACUUCUUUUCAUCCUUGAAUGAUGACCAAAUAAUCUGUGCAUUAGGUUUCCUUAUCCUUUGUUUCUAUUUAUGGCUAUCGUCACUAACAUUUUAGUGUAGUCAUUUAAAAAUAGACCUAACACUUUUUCAGUUUGGUAAAUUUUCAAAAUGUUUUUUGUGUGAAUAAUUGUAUUUACGUUAUUUGUUACUGUUUGAAGUACUUUUUCAUUUCCUAGAGUGAAUUUCCUCGAAAUAGAUUUAGGUAUAUUGCCUGUGUAGAACAUUGUGCUGUGUUUAUUUCUUCUGAUGAAAUUGUUUUGCUUAUUAGAAAGUUUUCUUAUGAAAUAUUAUUGUCAAGCUGUAGUCUCAGCUUCUCAUUGUGCUAUGAUGAUGCCUAUAUUUAUUCAGUUUCUGUAUUUUCAAAUAAAAAUUUAUUGUAUGACUA